AUGGGUAUUACCGGUCUAUUGCCUCUUUUGAAAGAUGUAUCGGAGCAUAUUCAUAUCAAAAAGUAUAAAGGAAAAGUUUUGGGUGUUGAUGGCUAUGUUUGGUUACAUAGAGGUGCUUAUGGUUGCGCAGAAGCAUUAGCAUUGGGAAAGCCAACGACAAAAUACGUGGAAUAUGCAAUGUCACAAAUUCAUAUGUUAAUGCAUCAUGGAAUCAUACCUUACAUCGUCUUUGAUGGAGAUCGAUUACCCGCUAAAGCAAGAACGGAACACGAUAGACAUCAACGACGUGAAGAAUGUCUCGAGCAAGCUCGUAAGUAUGCCUUGGCAGGAAACCAAAAGGAGGCAAGGGAACAAUAUGCUCGAUGCGUAGAUGUGACGCCUACGAUGGCUUAUCAAUUGAUCAAACGAUUACGAGAAUCCAAAAUACAAUACAUCGUUGCACCGUACGAAGCAGACGCUCAGCUUGCCUAUUUGGAAAGACGCGGUGUAAUCGAUGGAAUCGUGACGGAAGAUUCGGAUCUUUUGGUUUUUGGUUGCAAGACUGUUCUAUACAAGCUUGACAGAGAAGGCAAUUGCGUUGAAUAUCUUCAUUCAAAUCGUCAAAAAUGCAAAAGUCUUGCAAUGCACUCUUUUGAUGAUUCAAUGUUUCGACAAAUGGCAAUCUUGAGCGGUUGUGAUUAUUUGCCUUCGAUACCAAAGAUGGGUUUGAAAACGGCCAAUCAAAUGUUACGACAAUAUGGAAGUGUUGCAAGAGUAUUGAAUGUCGCUUUAACGAUGGGAAUGCAAGUUCCAACAAAUUAUCGAGAACAAUUCGAAAGAGCGGAAAGGACAUUUGUUUAUCAACGUGUUUUC
This is a messenger RNA of Meira miltonrushii, 852 nucleotides long. RefSeq names its product PIN domain-like protein. The transcript has a single exon. The annotation marks the transcript as partial. Gene Ontology annotation, cellular component: nucleus. Gene Ontology annotation, molecular function: 5'-3' DNA exonuclease activity; metal ion binding; DNA binding. NCBI's taxonomy places the organism in Eukaryota, Fungi, Basidiomycota, Exobasidiomycetes, Exobasidiales, Brachybasidiaceae. Gene Ontology annotation, biological process: DNA double-strand break processing; DNA recombination; mismatch repair. The record is from RefSeq and is a predicted model, not a curated record.